GAGCUUUUCGCACUUAGAAAUGCUCCCAACAGGCACUUUUGUGACUUACAACUUUUUUGGGGGAGGGGGGUUUUGCUACUAUUUUGCGACUUUCCCACAGAAAGUCGCAAUGAUAAAUUCCUGACCACUGCAUCCACAUUUGGAAAUUUCACUGUGAACAGUAAAUUCUCACAAAUCCGCAAUGCCAUAAAAAGUCACAAAAAAGCGUUUGAUGAAUUCCCCCAAUGUGAUGGAAAGUGAAAUAAAAGGGGAGGGCGGGGCUUCUUCUAAUCUUCCCACAGGUGACUGAGCUGGAGACACCAGCCCAGUAUAUAAGGGAAAUACUUUUCCCGCCAAUGGGCCUCCAGCCAAUCAGAAUGCUGUUGUUGGGCUGGAGCAUCGCUGGGCAGAAGAUCAUGGUUACCGGGCAGAAUCUGAUCCUCCAAUCAGAAGCAGGAAUCCAUCUCUCAGCAGAACAGCUGUUACCGGGCAGAAUAACUGAGGAAAACAACCUGUGGAGAUAAAGGGGGAAGAAGGAAAUAAGGAGGAGGGGGGAUGUAUACUGGGAACCAUGGGGCCGUGUGCCCUCUUAGCUUAUGCUGGAAUUUGGGAGCCUCUUUUAUUUUGUGGUUUAUUUUUUUUGCUCUUUAGGGUGAAGAUCUGAUGGAUAUUAAGGUUGAGGUUAAAGAUGAACCAGAAGAGGAGACGGAUUUCGGGGCCGAUCAGCAGUAUGGAGUCAUUGAUAGAAAUCCACCCGAGAGGUGUCCCCGCCAUCUGUAUUCCCAGGACUGUCCAGAGGGAAAUGUCCCAGAGAAGCAUCAGGGGGGAGAUCUGACUAAUAAUAAAGUGGAGGAUGAAGAAGAGAGGAGGAGGGGCCAUCACCCGUGUAUGAGGGAAGUGAAGGAGGAAAUUCCAGGAGGUGUUACCCCAGAAAAUCCCAGUAAGAAUUCUGAGGGAAACUUCAUGUUAUCCCUGAAUGAUAAAGGAGAAGAUGAAGAUAUGAUGGAGCGCUCCUCAGGAGAAGACCUCCUUACUCCUAAUGUCCAUCCAGAUCUAUCCUAUAAUAAUCCACCUGAUCAUGAGGAACCUUCUCCUGACCAACCACACAUUGUUACCACAAGGACAGAUCAGAAAUGGGGGAAAGGCUCGUAUUGUGAGGAAUGUGGAAAAUAUUUUACAAAAAGAUCAGCUCUUGUUAACCACAGAAAAAGUCACACAAGAAAGAAGCAGUAUGUGUGUUCAGAAUGUGGCAAAUCCUAUAAAUACCAAUCACUGCUUAUUCACCAUGAGAGAAUUCAUACAGGAGAAAAGCCAUAUUCAUGUUCAGAAUGUGGGAAAUGUUUUGCACAGAAAUCAGAUCUAGGUAUACAUGAGAGAAUUCACACAGGAGAGAAGAUGUAUUCAUGUUCUGAAUGUGGGAAAUAUAUUAGAAAUAAAUCACAACUUUCAAUACAUGAGAGAGUUCACACAGGAGAGAAGCCGUAUUCAUGUUCAGAAUGUGGUAAAUGUUUUAGAACUAAAUCACAACUUUCAUCACAUGAGAGAGUUCACACAGGAGAGAAGCCGUAUUCAUGUUCAGAAUGUGGUAAAUGUUUUAAAAAUAAAUCAGAUCUUUCUAAACAUGAGAAAAUUCACACAGGAGAGAAGAUGUUUUCAUGUUCUGAAUGUGGGAAAGGUUUUACAAGCAAAUCACAUGUUUCAAUACAUGAGAGAGUUCACACAGGAGAGAAGCCAUAUUCAUGUUCAGAAUGUGGGAAAUGUUUUAAAAGUAAAUCAGAGCUUAAUGUACACACGAAAAGUCACACGGGGAAGAAGCCCUAUUCAUGUUCAGAAUGUGGUAAAUGUUUUAGAAAUAAAUCACUUCUUUCAAUACAUGAGAGAAUUCAUACAGGAGAGAAGCCAUAUUCAUGUUUAGAAUGUGGUAAAUGUUUUAUGUAUAAACCACAACUUUCUAGACAUGAGAGAAUAUCUACAUUGAGCAGUGAGAUAGGGUCCAGUAUAGUUAGAUCCUUACUAGGCUUGAGAAGGACUAGAUCGAAGCUUCCCCCUCGAGUCAGGGAAAGUGUCUUCUUCGCCAAAUAUGUGAUACAGUUUCAACAGAAGAGGUACCAACUUCUCUUCAUUCAUCCUGAUUACACCACAGUGAAGAAGACCUGGAGGGAGUGUGAGGCCCCCAGCAGCCAUCUUCAUGAGCUCCCAUCUUCGGGAGGACGGAGCAGGGCCCGGGGCCCCAUCAUGGAGCCUCCAACUCACUCACACAUACAUGAGAAGAAGAUCCUAGAACUCAUUCACAGGAUCACUGAGCUGCUGACUGGAGAGGUUCCUAUAAGGUGUCAGGAUGUUGCGGUCUAUUUCACCAUGGAGGAGUGGGAGUAUGUAGAAGGACACAAGGAUCUGUACCAGGACAUAGUCAUGAUGGAGGAUCACCGGCCCCUCACAUCACAAGUUAAUGAUAGAAAUCCACCCGAGAGGUGUCCCCGUCCUCUGUAUUCCCAGGACUGUCCAGAGGGAAAUGUACCAGAGAAGAAUCAGGCUGAAGAUCUGAUGGAUAUUAAGGUUGAGGUUAAAGAUGAACCAGAAGAGGAGACGGAUUUCGGGGCCGAUCAGCAGUAUGGAGUCAUUGAUAGAAAUCCACCCGAGAGGUGUCCCCGCCCUCUGUAUUCCCAGGACUGUCCAGAGGGAAAUGUCCCAGAGAAGCAUCAGGGGGGAGAUCUGACUAAUAAUAAAGUGGAGGAUGAAGAAGAGAGGAUGAGGGGCCAUCACCCGUGUAUGAGGGAAGUGAAGGAGGAAAUUCCAGGAGGUGUUACCCCAGAAAAUCCCAGUAAGAAUUCUGAGGGAAACUUCAUGUUAUCCCUGAAUGAUAAAGGAGAAGAUGAAGAUAUGAUGGAGCGCUCCUCAGGAGAAGACCUCCUUACCCCUAAUGUCCAUCCAGAUCUAUCCUGUAAUAAUCCACCUGAUCAUGAGGAACCUUCUCCUGACCAACCACACAUUGUUACCACAAGGACAGAUCAGGAACAUGGGAAAGGUUUAUAUUGUGAGGAAUGUGGGAAAUAUUUUACAAAUGGAUCAGCUCUUGUUAACCACAGAAAAAGUCACACAAGAAAGAAGCAGUAUGUGUGUUCAGAAUGUGGCAAAUCCUAUAAAUACCAAUCAGAGUUUAUUAAACAUGAGAGAAUUCAUACAGGAGAAAAGCCAUAUUCAUGUUCAGAAUGUGGAAAAUGUUUUACACAAAAAUCAUCUCUUCUUAUACAUGAGAAAACACACACAGGGCAGAAGCCAUAUUUAUGUUUAGAAUGUGGGAAAUGUUUUACACAGAAAUAUGUUCUAGGUAUACAUGAGAGAAUCCACACAGGAGAGAAGAUGUAUUCAUGUUCUGAAUGUGGGAAAUGUUUUACAAACAAAUCACAUCUUUCAAUACAUGAGAGAAUUCACACAGGAGAGAAGCCGUAUUCAUGUUCAGAAUGCCGUAAAUGUUUUACAAAUAAAUCACAUCUUUCUGAACAUAAGAGAAUUCACGCAGGAGAGAAGAUGUAUUCAUGUUCUGAAUGUGGGAAAUGUUUUACAAGCAAAUCACAUCUUUCAAUACAUGAGAGAGUUCACACAGGAGAGAAGCCGUAUUCAUGUUCAGAAUGUGGUAAAUGUUUCAGAAAUAAAUCACAUCUUUCAAUACAUGAGAGAGUUCACACAGGAGAGAAGCCAUAUUUAUGUUCAGAAUGUGGGAAAUGUUUUAAAAGUAAAACAGCUCUUAUUACACACAAGAAAAGUCACACAGGGAAGAAGCCAUAUUUAUGUUCAGAAUGUGGGAAAUGUUUUAAACAUAAAUCACAUCUUGUUGUACAUCAGAGAUGUCACACAGGAGAGAAGCCAUAUUCAUGUUUAGAAUGUGGUAAGUGUUUUUUGUAUAAAUCACAACUUUCUAGACAUGAGAGAAGUCACACUGGAAACUGAAAUAAUAAAUGAUAAAAAUAUAAUAUGGAGAAUGGAAAUCUGAGAUCUCAGGUAACAGUAAAAUGUGAUGUUUCUAAGUUGUGUUGUGAGAAUUAACCCUAAAAUAAACUUCCUAAUGAAACCUAAGCAGAAGCUAAAGCCAACAUCAUCUCUUGGUCAUCAGCACCUGGGGUCAUGUGACCUUUGUAGGUAAAUAACGGUAAUGAGAAGUAAUAUGUAAUGCUAUUGUGUAUCAUUUAGUAGUGACUUGUAGCUCUACACUACAGUAUGAUUGGAUGAUUUCUAUGGAUGAUAAUGAUUGGUGAUUACUAUGUAUUACCUCGGCCUCAUUUCCAUUAGAAAUAUUACUGAUUGUAUCUCAUGUGUCACUUCUGUCCUAUCAGGAUCAGGACACUUCUGUGUUGUCACCAAUAAGUAAAAUCCUGUGUGUG
Hyla sarda is the source of this 4358-nucleotide messenger RNA. RefSeq names its product zinc finger protein 160-like. Gene Ontology annotation, molecular function: DNA-binding transcription factor activity; RNA polymerase II cis-regulatory region sequence-specific DNA binding. The coding region runs from base 643 to 3927 and encodes 1094 amino acids. Gene Ontology annotation, biological process: regulation of transcription by RNA polymerase II. Lineage: Eukaryota; Metazoa; Chordata; Amphibia; Anura; Hylidae. The transcript is spliced from 12 exons. The record is from RefSeq and is a predicted model, not a curated record.